AUGUCUUCUGUCAAGGAGAUGCUGGAGCUACUUGAAGUGGGGACCAAGAUGGGGAUGAAGGAUGAAGACCUUCAACAAUUCGUGAAGGACGAACAGGCCAGAAUGCGGGACGAACGUGAGAUACAUAGAGUCGAGAGACAGGAGGAGAGAGACCGCGACUUCAAACUACAGAUGGAGAAAGAGCGCGCCGCAAGAGAACAUGAUGAGCGAGAGCACGCCCGAUUGAUAGAAGAAAAGAGACAUCAGCAAAAACUAGAAGAACUGGAACUUGAUCACAAACUGCAACUCGAGAGAUCUCACAUGAAGCCGAGUGUUGUGACUAAAGAGGAGAAAGAAACUUCUCAAGUGAUAAAAGGACCAAAACUUCCUCCGUUUGAGGAUUCGAAAGACAACAUUGACGCGUACAUUCAAAGAUUUGAGAUAUACGCAACAACGCAGAAAUGGAAUAAAGACACGUGGGGGACUCAUCUUAGCGCAUUACUCAAAGGAAAGGCACUGGAUGUGUUCGCAAGACUCUCACCCGAAACAGCACUUGAUUUCAACGAGUUGAAGAACGCCCUGUUGAAACGAUUUGACAUGACGGAGGACGGUUUCCGCAAGAAGUUCCGAUUUUCAAAACCAGACGGAAGUGAAACUUUUAUGCAAUUUUCUACCAGACUGGACAGUUACCUUGAGCGGUGGAUUCAGCUGUCUAAGACUAACAAGACAUUCGAUGAUCUGAAGGACUUGUUCUUACGUGAACAGUUUUUAUUGUGUUGCUCGAAAGAACUUGCCUUAUUCCUAAAGGAGAGGAUUCCUACUUCGAUCCAAGACAUGGCGCGAUACGCGGACCAGUUUGCUGAGGCCAGAACAGUGACAUCUUCUUCACUUACGCAAAAACCGCUCUUUGACAGACGACAGCAGUCCGAUAGACAACCGCCGUACAAAGAUUCCGUGCAACAAAACCAAUCUGGAAAUGCAGUGAAGUGUUAUGAGUGCGGACGACAAGGACAUAAAGCCUUUAACUGCAACUUCCGCAAAAGUCCGAAUAACAGGCCGUUUAAUUCGAGCGAGAAACAAGAAACAACACCGAAACAUACUUACCCUAGUGAUUUUCAACGUGGGUCGUACAAUAAUGGGAACCAUGGAUAUCCAGGACGCGGUAGAGGUCGCCAAGGAGCCGCAAGUGUCGUCGAGAAACAUGGAAACUUACCGUGUGUUGGUGAUUCGGUUGCUUUCUGUGAAACGGAAAUGCCAGUUGUGAAGGGAUGUGUUGGCAAUAAACUAGUGACUGUGCUAAGAGACACAGGUUGUAGUGGUGCCGUUAUUCGUAGAGAACUGGUAAACGAUGAUCAACUAACAGGGACAUCUCAACGAUGCAAGUUAGCAGACGGUCGUAUUAUUGAUUCAGAUGUGGCUAGAAUUGAUGUCGAUACUCCUUACUUUACCGGAAGUGUUGAUGCUUGGUGCUUUGAUUCGCCUUCGUACGAUCUUAUUCUUGGUAAUAUUCGUGGAGUAAGGAAACCACAUGAACCAAAUCCAGCCUGGAUUCAUUCUGUUGAAACACGUGCGCAACUGAAAAAGAAACAGUCUCCAUACAAACCAUUGAAAGUACCGGAAGCAAUACGGGAUGUAUCGCCGGAGGAUAUCUUACAAGAACAACAAAACGAUGAGACACUGAAAAAGUUAUGGAGCUUAGCUGAGAGUGGACAGCUUAAACAUUUCAGUGACGGCGGAUUUUCAAAAAUGUGUGAACGGAAGCAAAUGUUGUUCAGAGAAUUUUGCAGUCCCAAAGUGUCCAGUGGAAAACUUUUCCGACAGUUAAUCGUUCCCCGGAAAUACAGAACUAUCGUUAUGAAGAUAGCACAUGAAACGCUGAUGGGUGGUCAUCUGGGAUCAAAGAAAACAACCGACAGAGUAGUGUCCGAAUUUUACUGGCCAGGAAUUCAGUCAGACAUUAGACGGUUUUGCAGAUCAUGUGACGUGUGUCAGCGGACUAUUCCAAAAGGAAAAGUACCUGCAGUACCGUUAGGACAAAUGCCGCUAAUUACAGAAGCGUUUCAACGAGUAGCAGUUGAUCUUAUAGGCCCUCUCCAACCAGUUACCGACAAAGGGAAUCGUUACAUUCUGACGCUUGUCGAUUACGCAACCCGUUAUCCCGAGGCUAUUCCACUUCCUGGAAUUGAGACAGAGCGAGUAGCGGAGGCACUGGUAGACAUCUUUAGUAGAUUAGGAGUUCCGAUCGAGAUGCUAACAGAUCAAGGAUCGCAAUUCACAUCGGACGUAAUGAAAGAAGUGAGCCGUCUGUUGUCAUUUAAACGGAUUACUACUACUCCGUAUCACCCCAUGUGUAAUGGACUCGUCGAGAAGUUCAAUGGUACGUUGAAACAGAUGCUAAAGAGGAUGUGUGCUGAGCGACCAAGAGACUGGGAUAAGUACAUCAACCCAUUACUCUUUGCAUACCGUGAAGUACCACAGGAGAGCCUUGGUUUUUCGCCGUUUGAUCUUCUCUAUGGACGUACUGUUCGUGGUCCGAUGACAAUUCUUAAAGAACUUUGGACAAAGGAAAUUCCUGACGAGGACGUUAAGACAACGUAUCAAUACGUACUUGACUUACGCACACGAUUGGAAGAAACAUGUGACAUAGCUCGCCAAAACUUGGAGAAAGCUUCAAAACGUCAGCGCAAGAACUACAACAGGAAAACGCAAGGUCGUCAGAUGAAAGAGGGAGACACAGUACUAAUUCUUCUACCGACAAAGUCAAACAAACUCCUCAUGCAAUGGAAGGGACCUUAUAGUGUAAUACAGAAGAUAGGACAUAUGGACUACAAGAUCGAUAUGGGAGGCAAGCUGAAAACUUUCCAUGCAAAUCUUCUUAAGAAAUGUAUUUACGGAUAUACCUGGAAUGACGAACUUAGUGGAGCAUAA
Molecule: messenger RNA, 2907 nt
Organism: Magallana angulata
Lineage: Eukaryota; Metazoa; Mollusca; Bivalvia; Ostreida; Ostreidae
Exons: 2
Coding region: 1-2907 (968 amino acids)
Biological process (GO): DNA integration
Molecular function (GO): zinc ion binding; nucleic acid binding
Source: RefSeq, a predicted model, not a curated record